Mucor mucedo is the source of this 576-nucleotide messenger RNA. RefSeq lists its product as uncharacterized. Lineage: Eukaryota; Fungi; Mucoromycota; Mucoromycetes; Mucorales; Mucoraceae. The record is from RefSeq and is a predicted model, not a curated record. The transcript is spliced from 3 exons. Bases 1 to 576 code for a protein of 191 amino acids.
AUGUACGACAAAAAGUUGAAUCCAAAAUAUUGGGGUGAAGAAGCCAACCCUCGUAAAGAUAUUGUUCUUUUAGGAAAUUUCAAAUUGUUUUUAUUUCCAGGUUCCUUGGAAAAAAUGAAGGAGCAAUGUGGGUUUACUGAUGAUGAGACCCCAACAAAAAAUGAAAAGGACAGCAUACUAGCAUUUAAAGUUAUUGCUCAUUACCUCAAGCUUUUCAAAAAUCAUGUCAAGGCUCUUGACCUUGUUAUGCAGCAGUUUAUAAAAAUUCAUAAAACUUAUUUUUUGCCUGAUUUGCAAGGCGAUAGUUUCUACGAUAUCAGUUUGCCUGAAGAGAGACUCUUAAAUUUUUCUAACAAUUCCAACUAUGUAAUGGUGGAUAAUAACAAAACACUUAGAAUGAAGAACAGAGACAUGAAAGACAUAGUGUUUGAUCCAAUCGUUAAACGAAUUUUUGGUCUUAUCGAUGAUCAAAUAAAGCCGGCAGAAAAAGGAGACAAAAAUAUUGACGCGAUUUUGAUGGUUGGAGGCUUUUCUCAAUCUGAAUAUCUGCAGCGAUGCAUCAAAGACCGGUAUUAA